Messenger RNA from Aegilops tauschii subsp. strangulata, 924 nucleotides. Its product is annotated as chaperonin-like RbcX protein 2, chloroplastic. NCBI's taxonomy places the organism in Eukaryota, Viridiplantae, Streptophyta, Magnoliopsida, Poales, Poaceae. Gene Ontology annotation, molecular function: protein folding chaperone. Gene Ontology annotation, biological process: ribulose bisphosphate carboxylase complex assembly. The record is from RefSeq and is a predicted model, not a curated record.
ACGGACACGGCUACACCACCCAUCCGAAUCCCGCAUCUCUUCCUUCUCUUUCAGCGUGCCACCGCCCGAGGUCGUCACUGCGCAAGAAGCAUCUCGCCGUCCUCUUGCUUUCUGCGACUGCGCCGCGAUGGCCGUCGCCCAGGCCGCAGCGGUCGUCACGCCGGUGGUGGCCGGGGCGGCGCCGUCCGUCUCUCCGCGGCCGCCGUCCCGGGGACCGGCCGGAGCCGGAGGCGGGCUGGGGUGGCGCUGCCGGCCGAGGGGGAGCGCCGGCCGCGGCCUGGUCAUCGCUGACGCGUUCGGCGGGCAGUACGAAGACGGGUUCGGGGACGUGGAAUUGGAAAUCAUGAAUUACUUCACUUACAAGGCCACACAGACGGUUCUCUAUCAGUUGUAUGAGAUGAACCCGCCGGCAUACACUUGGCUUUAUAAUUAUCUUGUCGUCAAUGACGCAAAAGAGGGUAUACAUUUCCUGCGAGCACUCUCGAAGGAGAGGCAAGACUUGGCAGAGAGGGUGAUGGUCACGCGCCUUCACUUAUACGGUAGAUGGAUUAAGAAAUGCGACCAUACGAAAAUGUACGAGAGGAUUUCAAAUGAGAACCUGGAGCUCAUGCGUGAGAGGCUAAUGGAAACAGUGGUGUGGCCAACUGAUGACACGAACUCCAGCGACAAGCAAGAUUGACGGUUACAUGUUGAGUAGGAUAUGAUUGCUUCACUCGACAAUGUACUACGCGUGGUAGAAUCCCUGCAGGUUUUGAGUGUUGAUUUGAGUUACUCAUUUGUGGAUAUAGUCCUUUAUCAGAAAAAAAAUGAAUAGAAUAAUCCGCGUACAUUCUCUCGUAGGGGUUUGUGUGAAUGUCACUUAAUGAUUUUUGUCCUGUGAACUCGAAAAAAUAUAUCAGAACGUGUGAUAGUUUUGUUUGUUCA